This is a messenger RNA of Haliotis rubra (blacklip abalone), 1803 nucleotides long. RefSeq names its product sodium-coupled monocarboxylate transporter 2-like. Gene Ontology annotation, cellular component: membrane. Gene Ontology annotation, biological process: sodium ion transport; transmembrane transport. The record is from RefSeq and is a predicted model, not a curated record. Lineage: Eukaryota; Metazoa; Mollusca; Gastropoda; Lepetellida; Haliotidae. Bases 409 to 1443 code for a protein of 344 amino acids. Gene Ontology annotation, molecular function: symporter activity. The transcript is spliced from 11 exons.
UUCAUCAUUAGUUUUUAAACUAAAUAUUUUUUUACUAUUAGUUUGUGAAGAAAAGAACAAAUAUCCUUGAAAUUGAGAUUAAAGGUGAAUAGAGACUAUGAUGCUACAAAUGUAUUCACUAUCUGUGAUCCGUUUCUAUAGCAUUUCUAAGACCGCUAACAUGUGUCUCAAUAUGUAAGUAAAUGUUCUCAAGUGUUUAGGUACCACUAUUCCCCGCCUCAAGAAGUCCUUAGACAAACCAUUGAUUAAUUGAUUUCAAUUUGAUAACAGGGAACAAUCGACGUCGGAGGGGUACAAACAGUCCAUGAUGCUGCUGCAAACAGUGGCAGACUGACCUUCAUAUUUGAUAUUGACCCUACAAUUCGCCAUACAGUAUGGAACGUUGGCGUGGCCAGGGUAUUCGCUGGAAUGGGUUGGCUCGUGAAACCUGCAUUUCUUCAACGUAUUGCGUCAACAAAGUCACUCAAACACGCGAGAUGGGCGAUGCUGCUUUGGCUAACGUGCUCUCUGGUGUUUGGAUCUCUAACAAUCUUCAGCGGUCUUGUGGCUUAUAGUUACUACGACUACAAAAGAUGUGAUCCCAUUGCAUCAAAUCAAAUCGACAGCUUUGAUCAGAUUUUACCCUUCAUGAUCAUCGACAUUUUCCGGAACCUGCCAGGAAUGCCAGGCCUGUUUCUUGCAGCACUCUUCAGUGCUUCUCUCAGUUCGUUAUCGUCUGGACUAUCAGCUCUGUCAAACAUCACAUGGGAGGACUUUGUAAAGCCCCAUUGUCCUUCUAUGUCGGAAUUUAAACAAAUGGCAGUCGCCAAAUUAGCAGUGGUGGCGUGGGGAGUUGUGAUUUGUUGCCUGGCGAUAUUUGUGGCCUCCAUUAAAUCCAUCACAAUACUCCAGAUCUAUUUCAGUGCUUCGUCAAUUAUAUCUGGCCCAACAAGCAGCCUGUUUUAUCUCGGUGUCCUCUUCCCAUUUGUCAAUAAAAGAAGUGCCAUUGCUGCACUGUUGGUUGGAUUGAGUUUUCUGACGUGGUUGGUGGUCGGUGCGAGUGUUUCCCCAGGGGUGAGGCAGACACCGCCUCUACCCCCUGCCCCGACAGAUCACUGCCCGAGUGUCAACCUCACUGUGCCGCACACCAUAACCAUACUGAAUUCAACCAAUCAUAAUCAGGAGGUAUUUGCUGGGUCAGGCCUCGACUACUUUUACAGCCUCUCGUACACUCUUUACCAGUGUUUCGGAUUUCUCAUCGUGCAGGUGCUGGGGGUGACUCUCAGUCUAGCCUCAGGUCGGAACAAGACGAACAACAACCCUCUCUACGUAAGACAAUACUUCUGGAGACACAGACCUCAUGACGAACAUAUGAUGAGGUCUCUCAGCACACCAGACACCGAUAAAGAUGACCCCAGAGGUCUGCUUGGUGAGCAGCAGGCACAAUCAUCCAACAGAUCCUGAACUCUCUUCCAUACACACUUCAACCAAAACAUGUUAUAGCAAUGUCAUAAUAUGUUAAUUUUAGACUCUGUAAUUGGUCAAACAAACUGGGCAUAAAUAAUUAAGAAUAUUCUUUACUCUUUUGGAUUUGGCUUUAUGAGGGAACCGCAGCAAAAUUUAUGUAAUGUCGAUAAAUUCAUAUGAGAAUUUGUUUUUAGACUAUGAGCAAGUUAUGAACAAGAAUAGUCCUAAAUUUUCACUUUAUUCUUGUUUUAAAAUCUCAUUUAAUGUUGAAUUUUACAUAAAAGAUUUAUCAAUUUCAAAAUUCCGAUUAGCCCUUGCUAAAUUUAGAUGUUCUUCACACCGCCUCCAAAUUGAAAC